Molecule: messenger RNA, 609 nt
Organism: Quercus lobata
Lineage: Eukaryota; Viridiplantae; Streptophyta; Magnoliopsida; Fagales; Fagaceae
Exons: 1
Coding region: 1-609 (202 amino acids)
Source: RefSeq, a predicted model, not a curated record
AUGGCAAUUCAUUCUGGCAAUGAAGCCCUUAUGUGCAAGGUAUUCCCCUCCAGCCUCAGGCUUGUGGCUAUAUGCUGGUUUGAUGAUUUAGAAGAGGGGUCAAUAAGAUCCUUUAAGGAGCUUACGAGGGCAUUUGGUGCAAGAUUUGUAAUAUGUAGUAGAGUCCCCAAGCCCUUGGACUCUCUUUUGUCCAUGGCCAUGAGGGAAGGUGAAACUCUCAAGAUCUACUCGGAUAGAUAUUGGGAAAUGUACAAUGAGAUAGAUGGAGAUUUUGAGGACGUGGUAGUGAGAACAUUUAAGGUAGGGCUAUCGACGGAGCAUGAAUUAAGGAAGUCAUUAACAAUGAAGCUUGCCCUUAGUAUGCGCCAGCUAAUAGAUCGCAUUGAUAAGUAUAAACGAGUAGAGGAAGAUCAGACCCAAGGAAAGGGCAAAGCUAAGGUUUUCCCAAAGAAAAGAGAUCCUCAGGGAAGAGGAUAUCAUAAUAACCGUUCUCCGAGAGACUUCCCCAAUCAGACAUUAUCUGUGGGGGCUCAAGUGGUUAAUUCAUUAUUCAAAGAGCCAGUCUAUCAAAUACUAGAGAAGAUAAACAAUGAACCAUACUUCAAAUAG